AUAAAACAGGCCUGGCCUCUGCUCUCAGCCACACACCCUCCUGACAACAUGAGGUCUAGCAGUCUCCUGGUGCUGGUGGUUUUGGUCGUCCUCGGGGCGCUGGCAGUGCACGCAGCUGUCGUCGGGGUUCCUUAUAAAGGUCAAGAAGCAGACAAGGGCCAUGUUCUGGUCAAAGGACAAGGUCCAUUUGGAGGUCAACACCCAGCCAAAGGGAAGGGUCCGGUCAAGACCCGCGGGCCACACCAGGUGGGCAUCAAGCGGGGCACCUGCCCCAAGACCCUGAUCAGAUGCGCCAUGUUGAACCCCCCGAACGCCUGCCUGCGGGACUCCGAGUGCUCCGGACCCAAGAAGUGCUGCGAGGGCUCGUGCGGGAAGGCGUGCAUGACUCCCCACUGACGUGGAGCCUGUCCUCGCCGCACCCGCCAAGCCCCCCGGGCUGGCCUCCCCGGUCCCUGUAGCACACCCCUUUCCCACACUGCUCAUUCUCCCUCUCGCUGAGCACGCCCAGGCCUGGGGCUGCUUCUCGCACUGACUUUCUAAUAAAAGACUGUUUCCUGCACCAUU
This is a messenger RNA of Phyllostomus hastatus (greater spear-nosed bat), 564 nucleotides long. RefSeq names its product peptidase inhibitor 3 (gene PI3). The record is from RefSeq and is a predicted model, not a curated record. Gene Ontology annotation, biological process: innate immune response; antibacterial humoral response. Gene Ontology annotation, cellular component: extracellular region. The transcript has 3 exons. The coding region runs from base 49 to 396 and encodes 115 amino acids. Gene Ontology annotation, molecular function: peptidase inhibitor activity. NCBI's taxonomy places the organism in Eukaryota, Metazoa, Chordata, Mammalia, Chiroptera, Phyllostomidae.